Molecule: messenger RNA, 1020 nt
Organism: Jaminaea rosea
Lineage: Eukaryota; Fungi; Basidiomycota; Exobasidiomycetes; Microstromatales
Product: ribonuclease H-like protein
Exons: 3
Coding region: 101-715 (204 amino acids)
Cellular component (GO): mitochondrion
Molecular function (GO): 3'-5'-RNA exonuclease activity; nucleic acid binding
Source: RefSeq, a predicted model, not a curated record
AACGCCUCGUCGCUUACGGCUAGGCUCGACCCUCGUAAGGCAUCGGUCGUCCGCAAGCAGCGAUAUCUUGCUCAGACUUCGAAACUGGUGGCUCGGUAUCAUGUCGCUACCACUGGGCGGCUACAGCCCUAUCCCUCCUCCACCUGCGAGCCGCAAGCUCAACGUGCGCGAUGGACCCCUUGUCUGGAUCGACUGCGAAAUGACCGGACUGGAGCCCUCAGACCGCAUCAUUGAGAUCGCGGUCAUCGUCACGGACGGCCAGCUCAAUCCGCUCGAUGAAGGGGUGGCGUACUCGAUUCGCACGCCCAAGCCCGUCCUCGACGCCAUGGGCGAAUGGUGCGUGACCACGCACGGCAACUCCGGCCUGACCGCUGCCUGCCUCAAUCCUUCCAUCUCACGCGACCACGCCGAUGUGCGAGCGGCCAUUCUGGCCUACGUCAUCGACCGUGUGCCAGACAAGAGGGUGGCCUGCUUGGCAGGGAACACUGUGCAUGCCGAUGCUGUCUUCUUGAAGCGGGAAGCGCCGGAGCUGAUUGAGCACCUACACUAUCGUAUCGUGGACGUCUCGUCGAUCAAGGAGAUUGCGAAGCGGUGGUAUGGGGGUGAUACGGUCUGGAGCAAAGGAAAAGCAAGCCAUCGUGCGCUCGAUGAUAUCAGGGAUAGCAUCGCUGAGCUGAAGUACUACAGACAGAAGAUAUUCGUCAAGAAUGUGUAGGAUCGCCGGACGCUCCUGUUGUAGCAUGCUCCAAUUGCCAAGCGUCCGUGGAUGACUAAGCAGUCGUGCAAUAUUUCUGGUCCGUAUCGUCGCUUUCCGUCGCUUCUGCCUGCGUCUCGUUCGGCCAGUGAUUCCUGCAUCUCUAUUCGCUUCAUCAUACAAUGGGCGGCUCUUCGAAGGAUCAUCGUUUCCUCUCUUGCACAGAGACGUCUACUACCGUCAAUCGAAGAUUGAUGGCUAUCGUGCGCGAUCAGCGUACAAACUACUCCAUCUCGAUGAGCAAUUCAACUUCUUUGGCCAGCAAG